UCACCCUGCUACCCAGAGGGCCACUUCCGAGGGCAGUCACGCUGGAGCGAGGGAGAGCCUCGACACACGCCCUUUCAUCUCUUCUGUUCCACUGGACCGCAUGAGGGAGAACAGGACCAUGGCCGAGUGGUGGUAUUUGUGUGUGUGGACUGAACCAAGAACUCCAAAGUUAUGUCCGCUAAUAUCUACCCUGAAUUGUGUGGCUUAAAGGAUUUGAAGGGGGGGAGACAGCUGGCUUUCCUCAUCACUGCUCUCCGACUUGGGUCAGUCAGCCUCAAGCCAGCGCUGAUUCAUUCAUUCGUUCAAAACAAAAAAAAAAGUUUGUUCAUCCGGAGUUGUGUGCGCUGAAUGCCGUCAGCUGCACAGCUGUCCAGGCUCUGCUGCACCGGAUUUUUCACCUUUCCGUGGAGGAGCGCUCCCAGCAUGAACCAGACGCCCAACAUCAGCGCCGUCGCGGGUGGUAGCGGCGGUGGCAGUGGUGGUGGUGGUGCCAGCGGCAGUGGCGCGUGGGUGACCUCUCUCCUGGGCGCCACGCUGCUGAGCAUGUGCGUGCUGGGCAUGGCGGGCAACAUCUACACGCUCCUGGUGAUGCGCUCGGCGGCGCUGCGGCGCGCCGGCUCCAUGUACGUGUUCAUCCUGAACCUGGCGCUGGCCGACCUGCUCUACCUGGGCACCAUCCCCUUCGUGGUGUGCACCUACUUCGCCCACAACUGGUUCUUCGGCGAGACGGGCUGCCGCGUGCUCCUCAGCCUGGACCUGCUGACCAUGCACGCCAGCGUCUUCGUCCUGGUGGCCAUGAGCCUGGAGCGCUAUCGGGCGGUGGCGGCGCCCUUCCGAGCCCGGCGCGCCGCCGCCGCCCCGCGCGCCCACUGGUUGGCGUCGCUGGGCAUCUGGCUGCUGGCCUUCGCGCUCACGCUGCCCAUGAUGGUGAUGAUCCGGCUGCGCGAGGGCCGCCCGAGCUCCGCCGGCCUGGUCAAGCGCAUCUGCUUCCCGACGUGGACGCCCGAGGCCUUCCGCGCCUACCUCACCGUGCUCUUCUUCACCAGCAUGCUGGUGCCCGGCCUGGUCAUGGUGGGGCUGUACGCCGGCCUCGCCAAGCGCUACUGGGCGGCGCAGGCCAACCUGGCCAAGCGCAGCGGUGGCGGCGGCGGCGGCCGAGAGCGCUCCGUGGCGUCGUCCUCCUCCCGGAGGCACCGGCGCAGCCUCAAGCACAAGGUGGUGGCCAUGAUCUUCAGCAUCGUGGUGGCCUACUGGGCCUGCUUCCUGCCCUUCUGGGGCUGGCAGCUGGCCAAGCUCUUCUCGCCCGAGUCGCUGCGCGUGCUCUCGCCCGCCGCCCACACCUACGUCAACUUCUUCGUCACGUGCCUCACGUACGGCAACAGCUGCGUCAACCCACUGCUCUACACGCUACUCACCCGCAACUACAAAGACUACCUGGCCCAGCGCAGCCAGGCCACCGUGUCCAGUCGGACAGAGCCGGCCUCGGCCACCGCCGUCGGGCCCCCGGUGGACACUCAGGAUUUGUAAACGCCAAUCGCGUCGUGGUUCUCGUCGCGGGAUGAGAGUAACAGGACUUUGACCACCUCGGUUUUCUGCUGAGAACCUCAAAGCAUGUGCUCUGAUGGG
This is a messenger RNA of Alosa sapidissima (American shad), 1626 nucleotides long. Its product is annotated as urotensin-2 receptor. Gene Ontology annotation, biological process: blood vessel diameter maintenance; regulation of blood pressure; neuropeptide signaling pathway. Lineage: Eukaryota; Metazoa; Chordata; Actinopteri; Clupeiformes; Clupeidae. Bases 349 to 1527 code for a protein of 392 amino acids. The transcript has a single exon. Gene Ontology annotation, cellular component: membrane. The record is from RefSeq and is a predicted model, not a curated record. Gene Ontology annotation, molecular function: urotensin II receptor activity.